This is a messenger RNA of Lytechinus variegatus (green sea urchin), 9885 nucleotides long. RefSeq names its product separin-like. NCBI's taxonomy places the organism in Eukaryota, Metazoa, Echinodermata, Echinoidea, Temnopleuroida, Toxopneustidae. Gene Ontology annotation, biological process: meiotic chromosome separation; proteolysis. Gene Ontology annotation, cellular component: centrosome; nucleus; cytoplasm. Gene Ontology annotation, molecular function: cysteine-type endopeptidase activity. The transcript has 22 exons. Bases 181 to 7473 code for a protein of 2430 amino acids. The record is from RefSeq and is a predicted model, not a curated record.
UGUUCGCGGCCAUUUCAAAGCUUGAUCAAAGAGACUCACUGGCUAUUUUUUUUGUCAUCAUAGCCGGGGACAUAGCUCUCGAAAUCCUCUUCGAAUGAAUGAAAUUUCGCGUAGCCGGAUUUGCCAAAUAAAAUUGACAAUUUGAUUGAUCGACGAUGAUCUAAAACCUGAGAAGUUAAAAUGGAUGGUGCAAAAUUGCUGAAAUCUUUGAAAGAUGGCCCCAAUGACACCCUUGUUUCAGAUGUCAAGAUAUAUCUGGAUCCACUACACAAGCUGCACAAGAACAAGUGUAAGACCAGUGAUGACCUGACAAAGAAACGUGGAGGAUUUGCUAUGAAGAUACUUCGUGGUUGUGUCGAGUCAAUUACAUCCCUGUCGCUUGGUUCACAACACCUGUCUUCUGUCUUGAAUGUGGCACGUGCCUGCUAUGAGGGGAUCUGUGCUGCUAGAUCACACAUGGAGAUAAUACCACUUUCCUUGGAAAAAGUCCUGUUCCACAUUGUGCUACAGCUGGUCAACAAGACAUUGCUAAUGGAUGCUCUGUCUUUUGCAGAGUAUCUUUACAGCGAGCUCAUUACUUCUCGUCCACUAUUUGAGACUGUUGAUGGCAUGGAUAAUGAGUAUGACACUAUUGCUAAACAGGCUUUCAACCAGCUUUGGAAGGCAUGUGCUCAGAUUGAGAAGUCAACAAAGAAUUGCUCUAGGCACAUUUUGGUGUUGAAUGCACGACGCCAAGCACUUGCUUUCGUGAUGCUGACUGAUCAAGACUCUGCAUGGAUUGCAAAUGCUGCUUUGAGAGCUGGAGUAGAGAUGGAGCGAUAUUCCAGCAAAGAUACAUCAAGCUCAGAACACCUAUGUCACUUUUUUACUGAAAUUGCCAAUGGACUCUUAACACCUUUAGAGAGAAAAUUGAAAUCUCAACAGUUAAAAGAUGUGGCAAAGGCACUUGGUCCUGUACUUGAUGUUUGUUUGCAGCAAUCAAAGUAUUGUACUCGCUCAGACAAAUCUGAAUCUGUUCUUCAAAUACUGAUGAGAAUUCAAGCCUGUACAGAAUGUAAAAAGCAGCAGUCACUUACAAUAGCUUCUGCGAGAGUGGUAUGUGCAAUCUGUGAUGUGAUGAGGAUAUCCCUUUCCCUUGCGAAACUGAAUACUGGAAAUAAAGACAAAUCAAAAUGUAUGAAAUCAAAGGAAUCGAAAAUUGGAAGUGGGGAUGUGUGGGAAGAGUUGAAGCAUUCCAGUGAUGUCAUCGCCAAGAGCAUUGAAACUUCUGAUGUGGCAUCACCCCUCUACCAACCUCUCGUUGAUUCAUUUGCUUUCUUAAGGAAGCAAGUAGAAGUUGUGAUCAACAAAGAAAAGAGUCACCCUCCAUCUGACUUGCAUAGCUCUGCUUACCAGGCACUUUCUGUCAGUCUAGAGAUCUUAGAAAUCUACAAAGGGUACAUCCUAUCUUCCGCCCAGAGUCCAACAGAUGUUUACAGGGGAUUGUCUGUAUCCGCUUUUACCACCCGGCUGGUCAACAAGCAGUUGAGCACCUUAAACUUCAUGGCUACCCUUACCAUCCAAGAACUCAAUAACCUUUCAUCAGGAACUCAAGGCGAAAUUGUUAAGCAACAGUUUGGAAGCAGAGCAAUUACUAUAUGCAAGAGAACCAAAGCAGUUAUGGAGGAUGUCUCUAAAGGUGAAGGUGGAGUCAUAUCUGUGAAUGAGUACCGUUGCCUUGGUAGCAAUGCAUACAAUCUGGGAUUUUUAUGCUACAAGCAAGCAUGGUAUGGGUUUGCAAGUAGCCUUGUCAGACUUUCAUGUGAGCAGCUUCAGCGCUGGUGUAGUACUGAACUAGGACCUGAUGAACAUAAAGUUCAAGAGAUCCAACUUGCAAGAAAAUAUGAGUUACUCGUAGACUGUCAGCGGAGAGCUGGACUUCACCGUGAUGCCAUGACAACUGCUGCUCUCAGCUUAUUGGUUAUUCCUGGUCUUAAGUUUGAUGAUGUUAGAAGCAGGGCAGAGCAAUGGGUCAAGGCAAAGAGGGAUGCAUUGAAGAUUAAUGAUGAUCCAGAUCUUAGAAACAGAACACUUCUUGAUGCUUGUGAAGAAAUGGAGGAAGAACUUGCCCCAGAACAGUUAUCAGUAGUUUCUGUUGCUCUUCAUGAAGAGUUUAACGUCUACAGAGCUCAGAGACAUGAUACCUCUGUUGAGCAAUAUGCAGCAAUUCAGGAUCUCAUCAGGAUGUAUUCUAGUGAAGGUCAUGAGACGGAAAAAGCUUCUGUUCUUAUACAGCUUACACAAUUGCUCUAUUCAUCUGGUCUGGAAAGUGAAAGUUCCCCAAGGGACAUCUGUAUCCAGGCAAUUGAUCUGCUGGAAGGAAUCAAACAGAUGAACCUUGGUGUACACUCAGACCUCAUGGCUCAAGCUAAAUUCUGGCUUUACCUCUGCCAACUGGAGAGUACAAUACAGAAUUCCAAUAACAGCUGCUCAUCACCCAAUGAGGUUGAAAUGGACUCCAGCCAGGAAUCAUCCAUAGACACAUCCAAGGAUGAAGAGACACCACCACCUUGUACCCUGAUACAGGAAUCAUCUCAGAUGGCUCCCUUAAUCAGCUCCCUGGAGAUCUGGGACAGCUUGCUUCAGGUGGAGCCAUUUGAUUCAAGCUGUUUCCAGGAUCCACAAUCCACCAUGCAAUGUUUACAGCUGGCUGCAGACAUCAUGGCUGCAUCUAGCAAGACGGUUGAAGAAAUAUGGGUCCUGAGCAUGCUUAGUAAGUUAGCCAUCUCUACGUCCUCAUCGCUCGAAUCAUUAGAGGCCGACCUUCAUCUCUCAAGACUCCUAGCACAUGUUGGUCUCUACGAGCAAGCUAUUAUCACCAUUGAUAGAGCAGAGAAGUUUCUGCAUGAUCUCUCAGAUGUCAAAAGAUCAACACUGGUGACCAAAGUCCUUCUAAUGAAGUGCUAUGUUCUACUGUAUUCAGGCCAGAUUGAUCAGUUUGAAGAAAGCUUCUCCAAAUAUCUUGACGAUCUGUCGAAGGCAACUGGACACCGUAAUUGUCAUUCUUACCUCACCUCGGCUUUGGCCAAGGAAUUGCACUCCUUUUACCUCUCUCUGCCCACCUCAAGAAGAAACCCCAAGCUCAAACAGCUUUCUCAGGAUGAGUAUGGAGAUGAAAUUGUUUCCCUUGAUCUGCAAGCUGAGGCAAUGAGAAUAAGAAUGGGUGUGGCAAAGAUUGUCUUAGGAAUAGGGAUGGGUGACAAUGGAGUUCAGUCUGACAAUGAUAGAUCUUCUAUUUCAUCAUCACCUUCAGAUGGAGGUCAGCUGUCACAGAGAUGGCGUGUGUUAGCAACAGUGCUUGAUUCACUUUCUGAAGUUGCUGAUAGCUUUGUUUUGCAAGGAUGUGUCAGGGAGGCCGAAUGUUACAUCACAGAGGGAAUGUCCCUAGCUCAGAAAUUCCAACUUCCAAGGAGGUAUGGUAGAUUGUUGCAGCAGCUAAUAGAAGUCCAGAUUAAAUGGGGCCAGGAAGAUGAAUGCAAAGCCAAUCUGACCAAACUAAAUGCAGUUGUUACAAUGGAUAUUCAGCGGUCACAGCCCAAACCGGCAGAUGCAAAGACAAAGAAAAGUGUAAAGGGAGGAAGAAUGAAAAAGAAAACCAAGACCCCAAAAGCUGUAGCAAACACAGAAGAAAGCGAUGAAGAGGAUUUCAUCAGGAGUCGUCCAUUGUCAUUUUCAAGUUCACUUGCUGGUAGAAUCAGUAUGGACAUGAGCAGCUCGCCAAGCUUGAAACCUGCUCCUGUUUUCUCCUCCAAGUCACCUGCUCAUGUUGAUCAUCCGAAAGGAUGCAGCUGUAUGCAAUGUAUGGAUCUCUCCUUCCAUGACCUUGAAACUGGCUACUUUCUUGGCCUUGCUGGCUAUUAUGCUCUUACAUGCAAUAAUGAAGCAACAAAAGCUAGUCUUGUUACUGCUGAAGAAUUGCUGGAAAGGUCAAAUGAGUGUUUUCAUGAAGUCUUCAGGCAGAAAUUGCCUAUGCUCGACAUACAAUCCUCUUUCACAUGGACAUGUCACCAUAUAGCCCUUUGCAAAGUUGUAGCAAUACAGGCCCAGGUAGAAUUGGAAAUGGGUCAUUAUGACAAAGUACUGUCUUCUGCUCACAGAGGACUUGCAUUGUGCGAAUUACAUAGUACACCCAAAGCAGUUGAUCUAGUUGUGCAAGCAUCAUUUCACUACUUUAUGGCCAUUGGAGGAAUCCACAUGAAUGCUUUGAACAUUGGAAACAGUGUAUUUGAUCCUUCAUGGUCUGUGUUCAGAGACAAGAACAUAGACUCAGCAAGUGAUGAAGUCAGUGGUGUAGCCCAUCAGCUCAGUCAACUUAGUAUGUCCAGCACUUUAAAGCAAGGGUCCUCUAUGAUGGACAGUGAUCAUUCCGGUCUGUUUCAGAGUAUGCUUGAUACAUCCACUACUAGACCAGAGAUGAUGCGAAAAAGAGAUUCCAGGGGCCUAGAUCAAGGUAGAGUACUUUCAGAAGAAUUAGGACUCUUUGGUGAUGUGGUCCUUGAUGAGACUGAUGGUGUUACAGCCUCUGUUGAAAGCAAACCUAAAGCCAGUGAUAAAAGAGCAAAGAGCACCAUCCAAGUCUCAACAAAGAAAGGUGCUGUGAAAUACAAGGUAGCCAUGAAGCCAAGUAAAUCCUCAAAGACUGUCGAAAGUGCUGAUAUAACUACAUCUUCUGAUAUAGCAGAUGGUGUGUUCAGCUUUGAUGAAGAAACUGUAUCCACUACAAAGAAGCCAACAAGGGGUAGAAGUAAGAAGGGUUCUAAGCAGGCAAUCAUGAAACCCAGAGAAACAGUAGACAUAGCCUCUGAUGACAAUUCUGUGAGCUCAGGAAAAGUAACCAAGAAGGCUAGAGGGAGAGGACGGGGAGCAGGCAAGAAAGACAAUUCUGCAGACAAGGCCUCUGAUGCUGAUUAUACUACAGAAAUCUUACAGUUGAUAGAUAAUGUAAUCGUAGAGUUCUCGGAUACAGAGAAAGACAAACCAAUCAAUGCAAAAUCAAAAAGUGGACGAGGGAGAAAGGCAAAAGAAACCAGCAAAGACACAGUUGUUAGUGUAACUAAGCCAAAACAAAGAAGAGGAAGAGUAAAGAAGGGAGAUUCUGGCGAUAUUGAGAACACAAGAGGAGACCCAGAUCCUGUUUAUCCAGCCACAGGACCACCAGAGCUUCUCAAACAGUUUGAUGAUAGUGUGAAUGAAAGUAUUACAAUAGAUUCCCUUUCACAUUCCCUUUCUUCAUCAGAAGAAGAAUCUCCAUCAAGAUUAGAUUUGUCAUUGGAAGAAAUCAGUACUAGUGAACAUCAGCCAGAGGUAUCCAUCUCAGAUUCAGCAAUGCAGAAAAAGCUAAAAUCCAAUAAAAGUGUUCACCCUCGAUCUUCUUCAAAGGGAUCAGAAUCGAGUGUUGAAUGUACUGUCCCUCUAUUUGAUUUGAAUUUGUCUUCAGGGAGCUUAUUUGAGACCCCAGCAGAGCACGACCUCAGCAUUGGGAAUAUUCUGGUGGACUCUCAGGACGAUCUAGAUGACAUUGAGAUACCCAGAGCUGGUUCAGAUUCUGAGGAUAAUGGAAAGAGGUGCAAACGGAAAGGGAGAGGCACAAAGAAAAAUUUUGGGAAAGCAAAGACAACAGUUUGGGAAGAUGUGGAGGCCCCUAGAGGCAAUAGUAAACAGUUGGAAGAGAGGAAGACUAAAGCUAGUUCAAAGAAAUCAUCAAAGACUGGUAUUGAAGUCACAGAUCCUUCUACUACUUGCAUUACAGAUCUGAAGUCAAUUCAAGAGCAGCUUGAGCAAUGUUACAACAUGAUCAAGCAUCUGGCACCCUGCCCACUCUAUCGCCACAUCUGCCAACUCUUAGCUUUAUGCCAUGGUGAUAGGAAGCCAGAAGAGUGUAGUCGUUACUUGGCACAAGCUUCAUCAGUAACUCUUAGGCAUCAGAAAUUAUCAAGUCUGAACAAGAAACUACGGAAAUUGAGGAAGGCAAGUGAUAAAGAUGAUGUUAGCCUUGUUUCAGGCAUGGGCUCCCUUUCACUCCAGUCUGUCAAGGAGGAAGAGGAGAGACUCCGCAAUGACAAGAAAUACUUCCUGCCUUCUGAUGGAGAAGACCAUUUCAUGAAAGAUGUUGGAAAUGCUCUUCCUGCAGAAUACACAAUUUGUCAGGUGUCUGUUAUAUCAAGCAAACCAUCUUGUAUAAAUUCCUUGAAUGAAUCUAGCCAGCUAGUCAUUACUAGGAUACAGAAAGGUCAUCGACCUCUGGUUGUGAGAUUACCCAUGAAUGGUGGUGAUGGGAUUGUCAAUAACUUUGAGAGGAUCUUAGCAGAGAGCAAGGAAACAGUGAAAGAGACAGACAAGAGGGUCUGGUGGACUACUAGACAAAGACUAGAUGAGGAAAUGCAGGGUCUGACAAAAGACAUGGAAAACAAUCUGUUGUCCUACUGGAAGGGACUAAUCCAAGGAAGCUAUCCUGAUCAGAUAGCAGAGAAGAAGUUAAAAUCACUUGGACAAAGACUUUGUGAUUCACUUCAGGAAGCUGGACAUAGAGAUGUGAACCGUGUACUUUGUGAGUGCCUGAUAGAUUCCUUCUAUCACCUGACUCACCUACAAACCAACCAGGCUUUGUGUAGUCUUACAGGCAUCCAGUCAGGAACUGAAGAUCUGACACAACUCACCAUUCUGCUCAAGGGUUUGGCCAAGGAGUGGGAGAAGGCACGACCUAUGCAGAGGAAUUUAGUCAUUCUUAUUCUUGAUACAGCAAUCCAACAGUUGCCAUGGGAGAGCAUGCCAAUCUUACAGGAGUGGCCUGUAUGUCGCCUUCCUAAUCUCCACUUCUUGAUGUCUCACCUAAGGGCCAGCAAGUCAGGGGCAAAUGUCCUAGGAAAGGGGGUAAACCCAGACAAGACUUACUUUAUCCUCAAUCCAACGGGUGACUUGGACAAUACACAGAAGACCUUCCAAGACUGGUUCCAAAAGGAGAACAAGUGGAAAGGAGUUGUUGGCAGAGCUCCAUCCAAGCCUGAGUAUACUUCAGCUCUUACUGACCAUGACCUCUUUGUAUUCUGUGGCCAUGGCACUGGUAGACAGUUCCUUACUGGGGAUGACAUUCAGAGACUUACAUGCAAGGCAGCUACUCUUCUCAUAGGCUGUAGUAGUGGUAAACUUCAAGUUAAUGGCUGCCUUGAUGCCAGCGGAAUGGCUCUCAACUAUCUUCUUGCUGAAUGCCCAUGUGUUGUUGCCAAUCUAUGGGAUGUUACUGAUCGAGACAUUGAUCGUUUUCUUGAGUACCUACUGAAAGCAUGGCUUUCAUCAACAACUCAUCCAGCGCCUAUCAGUGAUAGCCAGUCACUAGCCGGCUUGCUGAAUGAUGCCCGUAAGACAUGUAAGCUGAAACAUCUGAUUGGUUUUGCUCCUGUCCUGUACGGUCUACCAGCCGCCAUGCUAGAAAGUUAAAGUCAGCCAACCAUAACUCUCCCAAAGAUGAAAAUUACCUUUGAGGUGAUUCCUCUUCAAUUUUUAUCAUCAAAAUUUGCCAUCUCAGACAUUUCCAGAGCAGCCAGUCCGAUGAUAUUGAUCAAAAGUAUCCUUUUUUUAAUUUUUUGUAGUUGACUUACAUUGUUAUGUAUUUUUAUGUGCAUAUAUUGUUUUGAUAGGACAGUCUUGUGCAUUUAAGCAAGAAACGUCUUUAUUUAAUUGUUUCAUAUGUUGAAUACAUUUAGCUGGUCAAUCAGUAUCCCAGAAUGUAAGUUGUAUGUUGUAAACCUACUCCCCUCAAAUAUGUAGAGUUAAAUGGAUUUCAUAUCAAAUGAGGUUCAUAGCAUUAUUUUCAUUGUGUACUUCUCAUAUCCUAUAUUGUUCCUUUAUAUGGUCAUUACAAGAUUCAUCAUUAAUAAUCUCCAGUUAUCUUUAAACCAUAUACAACAGAGUACAGCAUCCCAUUUCUAGUGUUCAGACAUGCUGAAGCAAAUUACCCUGCUAAGACUGUAUUUUAAAUCAUAUUGUAUUUAUUGCAUCAAGAAAUUUAUGAUGUUUUAAUGCACACAGACUGCUUACUCUGUUGGUUCAUUUUGAAUCCUGAUAUAAAUCACUCUUAUCUGUCAUAUCUAAUAGGAAAUUUGCAAAAUAUUUCAUUUGAAAUUCAGUAUUAUGUAUGUAAUUUGGUUGAGUUCAAUGGGUGAUUUCAAGUAUGGUGUUGAAAUCUGGUGUUAGUGUUGGGACAACACCGUACUUGAAAUCACGCUGGUGUUGGGAUUGACCUCGGAAAAUAUGACGUAUUUCCGGCAAUUUGUGUUGAGCUCUGGUGUUGAAUGUCGUCUGCUGAACCGAGCAUUACAGCAGGUGGGUGUUUCAUAAAGCUGUUCGUAAGUUAAGAGCGACUUUAAGAACGACCGGUGAUCCUUUCUUGUGGUAAAGGUAUAUUCAUUGGCGAUGGUUUAGCGCGUAAGAAAGGUUCACCAGUCGUUCUUAAAGUCGCUCUUAUCUUACGAACAGCUUUAUGAAACGGCCCCCUGGUGUUGACGAUCUACGUGCAAUUUCCCUAUUUACCAACACCAUCCCCCAGGGAUUGGGAAAAUCGUCAAGUUCAUGUUCGGUGUUGGUGUUGAUGAACUGUAUUUCACGAACAGGAGGCGAACAUGAUGAAACAUCCCCGUAAAAGUAUCUAUUACAGUUAAGAUGAGCGCAAAUCAUUAGAGUUUUACACAUUUUAAUGAAAAAUAAUAUUUAUGCUUUCUGAUUAUUGCAGUGAUUUUAACCUGUGCAUUCUGUACGAUAAGAUUUUACCGCAAUUUUCUUCCCGAUUUCACUUUCGUCGUUGAGAAUUUCUCGCGUAAAGUUGAGAUGAUCAGCAGCGCAGCGCAGAGGCGUGACGUCAUAGGAUAUCAAUAACGCGAUCGGUAUCGCUCCUCUGAACUCAGCUCAGUGUUGGGGCUUGGUUCAGCAGCCUUUUCACCCUCUCAACACCAACACCGAACACCGUACUUGAAAUCACCCACUGUGUCGUGAAGCACAGUUGCAUCUUAACAUUUUUCCAAUUUUGGAUGCAAGGUAGAUUUUGUGUAAUUUUGUGUUUUACAUGAUUGAACUUUUUAGUUAUAUAAUAUUACAUCAUACUAGUGUUUGUCCUACAGAGUGGUGGGAUAUAUAUUAUAUACACCUCCUAUAGACCCUUGUUCACCCUCUAACAAUUUAGGUAACCAUUAACUGUAUUACACAACAGUGGUCAUCAUUUGGUGGUUUGUGGUAAAGCAUCUUGUACAACUAUGAUACUGUAUUUAGCAAUGUUUUGCCUCUAAAGGAUUGACUACUGAAUUGUUGAAUUCCUAGGAUUAAUACCAUACAGUAUUUUUUACUAGUACAAACAAACACAGCAUGUUCUCAUAGUUAAUUGAUUAACAAGCCAUUAGUAUUUAUUAAAGUAUUGAAAUCUUGUGGAUAUGUUGGGGAUGUAUAGAAUGCAUCACAUGAAAGUGCUUUCAGAUACAUGUUAGAAUCCUCAAUUACCCCAUCAUAUGAAUAAUCUUCGAUGUUUAUAUAAAGUUCCACCCUUAAAAGUUAUUACAUUUCAUUGAAUAAACAGGUAUAAUGGAAUUGAAAUACUUUUCAAAUGGAUGUUUGGUUUGUUUGGGAAAAGGUGUUUAUUGUUUUCUACCUCUGGGCAAUUCCGUAAAAUCAACCUUUUUCUACGUCCGACCCCCCAUUUUUCUAAAUUCUUACUUCACUUCAUAAACAUACCAAGUCCUAGUCAUUUGACAGCAUUACAGACUGUCAUAAGAAUCAGAAAUCAGAGACAGAAAAUUUCAUGAAGGUCUCAAAUACAUGGGGUCGGACAAACAUAUUUUAUGGAAUUGCCCUUUAUUACAAUUA